GUACACACAGACACAUGUACGUACAAACACACAUGUACAUGCACACACACACAGACACAUGUACACACACACAUACAUGCACAUACACACAGACACAUGUACAGAUACACACAUGUACAUACACACAGACACACCCCCUCCAUAAAAAGUUGCAGUACUUUGUUGUUCACUCACAGAGCCGGGGUACUGCACUCUAGGGGGAGGCAGAGAGCACAGUACACACUCCUUGCUUUGCUUUCACUGUGCUCAGCUAUUGAGCAGUCUGACGGCUCCCAGUGCCAAUGACAGAUCCGGCCUGAGCUCCAACCCUGCUCAGCAAGACGGCUCUGGGGGACACACUUGCCCCCACCAUAAUUUCCACUCGCCAUUGGCGAGCAGACGAGUGGAAAUUUCAAGCCCUGAUAUAUGGAA
This is a messenger RNA of Staurois parvus, 411 nucleotides long. The record is from the annotation of a GenBank genome assembly. Lineage: Eukaryota; Metazoa; Chordata; Amphibia; Anura; Ranidae.